AAACUCAGCAUUAUUAUCUACGUGGGAGAGCCGCUAGACUAUCAAAAAUAUCGCCACACCGCUCUCUGCCUUCGGCCCAGCGAUGGCGCCGCAUCUAUAAUCAUUCAUAUUAUUGGACCCAAUAUGGCAUAUCAGCUUAAAACGAGAGAUAACUAUAACUCAACCACGAGUCGCAAAUUUGCCAAAGAAGUCUUGGUUAGAACACUUACAACACCAAUAACGAAAGCCCAGUUAGUAGCGCUCAUCUACCAAACGCCUGUUAACAACUUAAGCCGCGAAUUCAACUGCCAGACCUGGGUGGGAGACGUCCUCCAAAAUCUUGCCAAAGCGGGAUAUGUGACGAGAGGGGCUUGCGAUAGUAGUAUCAAUGCAAUGGUGGAUGCAAUAAUAGAAGCAAAAGAAGAACCAGAGUAA
Molecule: messenger RNA, 414 nt
Organism: Trematosphaeria pertusa
Lineage: Eukaryota; Fungi; Ascomycota; Dothideomycetes; Pleosporales; Trematosphaeriaceae
Exons: 1
Source: RefSeq, a predicted model, not a curated record